GCUUACUGGCUACCAUUGUGACUUUUCUUUUUGAUUUAGAAGGAACGAUGCGGAAAUUCGUUCAACACACUGGCAGUGCCACAGACACAAGAAAUAUGCCCCAUGCGGCGGUCACAGUUCUGGUAUUCGUGUUAUGUAUCUACAGUGCCAAGGCGGCUCCAGUGGACGAUAUCUUACCAGAGGAUGCCGCAGUUAACAGUAACACGUCCCCGUGGUCGACUACGUCCGGAGACACUGACUAUCGCAUAUCAGUAACCACAGAUGAAGACAGAAAUGAAGACACCAACACGUCCAGCUUAACGUUACAAUAUGCAAAGCAGAUGGCAAAGGUUCUGGUCAGCGUCUUACAACACCUGGAAAAAGAGAAGUCCACGGGCCUGGCGAAAAGAUCUCAUAAAAAAUCUCAACUUCUUCCCAAUCCCUUUGACCGCAUGCGCAGAGGACGACAUCAAAACUCCGCAUAUUCUAUACUUCUGUGCACUCAAGUACCCUUGCAGUCAAAUGGCAGUGCGGUAGAUAGGUCCACCAUUGCGUCCGGGGUGCCAAGUAUACCGGUCGGCGUGUCCACUACAACUUCGGCCACGGUCACUGGGUCCGUAACGGAUGUAACAACAACAACAACAAUAACAACAACAGCAACAGCAGUUGACACUUUGUCAACAACAGCCACAGUUACGUCAGAAACAACAAUGACAACAUCGUCAACAGUGGUGGACACAUUAUUGACUACAACAGCAAUAAUCGCAUUAGAGACGACAACAACAGCUGGAUCUGUCGACACUACCGAAGCACCAACGACGAUGGAGACUACAGUUUCUACGGUGCCCACAACACAGUCAACGUUGAUGGACGCCUCCACUUUUCAAAACACAGAACAAUCAACGAUUGUGGCGACCUCUACUGUCUCGCCGGUUUAUGGGUGUUUGAACACUACGUUGUGUCCGGCUAAUUUUUCGGGUACCAUGGAAAUAGCAUGUGACAACCUCACAAAGAGCGCGCAGUGCGAAGACGGCUGGUUAAUCUUUCUAAAACGGACCAACGAUGAUCUCAAUUUUAACAGAACUUGGGCGGAGUAUAAGACCGGAUUUGGAAACGCUUCGGCGGGGGACUAUUGGCUUGGACUGGAGCUCCUCAGCCAAAUCACCAACUCUCAAAACAGCAACGCAACUUUAAAAGUUGACAUGGUCGCUCUUCCUAGUAGCGCCAUCUAUAUCCAAUACAGCCUCUUUCGCGUCGCGGAGGAAGAGGCAAAUUACGGUCUGUACCUAGAUGGCUAUUCAGGUAACGUCACGCAAGACAGUUUUGCUAAUAUCACCCAGGGGUUGGCAUUUUCGACUUUUGAUCGAGACAAUGCCGCCAACACUGGUUCUAGCUGUGCUUUGAGUAACGGAGGGGGCUGGUGGUAUGAAAACUGCGCCAAAGCCCAAUUUACUGCCCACUAUUCACGAGACAGUAUAUGUCGGUCGGACGUGCACCGCUGUAUAAGAUACGAAGGCACUGCAGCUCCGGGUGUGAACUGCGGGUUAACGUGUAUGCUGAGUUCGGCCACUAUGAAAUUAAGACUGAGAUGGAACUUCACAGAUUGUUUUUUUUCUAUAAGUUAG
Messenger RNA from Lingula anatina, 1604 nucleotides. RefSeq lists its product as uncharacterized. The record is from RefSeq and is a predicted model, not a curated record. NCBI's taxonomy places the organism in Eukaryota, Metazoa, Brachiopoda, Lingulata, Lingulida, Lingulidae.